UGGGUGAGGUUUUGGAGUCAAUCGCCCCGGCACGACCGCACCGUCAGCAUCAACCCCAACAUCCUCAAGGGCUCCUUCAUCUCCCUUGCUCAACAUCUCCCGAAACGAUAUAUCAGUCUGCUUAUCUGGCUCUGCACCAGACACAUCUCACUUAAUCAGCAUCUCUUUCGUAUCAGCAGAAGCCCCAUGCCCAAUUGCUCACACUGUGCAACCACUGCAGAAACCGUACUACACUUCCUCAUCACCUGCCCCCACUAUGCACGCACACACCACAUCCUCAUGUCUGCCCUUUGCCAUUGUGCCUCCUCCAUAUCCUACCUGCUGUCUAGUCCCAAAGCGAGUGCGCCACUCCACAUGGACAUAAAUUGGAUUUUUUUUUAA
This is a messenger RNA of Suillus subalutaceus, 381 nucleotides long. RefSeq lists its product as uncharacterized. Lineage: Eukaryota; Fungi; Basidiomycota; Agaricomycetes; Boletales; Suillaceae. The transcript has a single exon. The annotation marks the transcript as partial. The record is from RefSeq and is a predicted model, not a curated record.